This is a messenger RNA of Gadus macrocephalus (Pacific cod), 6128 nucleotides long. RefSeq names its product phosphatidylinositol-4-phosphate 3-kinase, catalytic subunit type 2 alpha (gene pik3c2a). The transcript is spliced from 33 exons. NCBI's taxonomy places the organism in Eukaryota, Metazoa, Chordata, Actinopteri, Gadiformes, Gadidae. Gene Ontology annotation, molecular function: 1-phosphatidylinositol-3-kinase activity; phosphatidylinositol binding; 1-phosphatidylinositol-4-phosphate 3-kinase activity. Gene Ontology annotation, biological process: phosphatidylinositol-3-phosphate biosynthetic process; phosphatidylinositol 3-kinase/protein kinase B signal transduction; phosphatidylinositol-mediated signaling. The coding region runs from base 220 to 5367 and encodes 1715 amino acids. The record is from RefSeq and is a predicted model, not a curated record. Gene Ontology annotation, cellular component: cytoplasm; phosphatidylinositol 3-kinase complex; plasma membrane.
ACCUCAACCGGAAAACACUCCAACUCAGCAGUGGGUGGAUUGUCCGGGCAGAAACACCGCAACCGGAAAUGACGUUAUCGUCCAGCAGAGAAAAUGCAGUUGCAGGAGUAAUGGCUGCAAAGCGCGAGCCGCUAAAAGGUGUUUAAUGUAUUGUCCUCCAGGAUUCGAGCCACAACAGCCUUCCUGAAGCCCUGUUAAUGGCCCAUUUGAGUUGACAUAAUGGCCCAGACUUCAAGUGGAAAUGGAUUCAAGCUUGAUGUACCCCAGCCAAAGGGGAUUGUGGGUAAAGAAGAAGCCCUCAGAAUGGAGGAGGAAGCGAUGGCAAAGUGUCAGAAGGAGAAGCAGCACUCUCUUUCAGCGUCCUCUCGCUUGUCUUCUUCCGCCCCAUCCUCUUCUUCUCAUAGACUUAUGGCCUCAUCUAUCACUACUCCACCUCAAUCAUCCACCAGACCAGAAAGAGACCUCAUCGUCUUCCCGGAGACCAAGAAGCCAGCGGAGAGCGACAAGUUCAGCGAUAUUGACGUGGAAAAAUUGACCAAUGAGGAGCUUGAGAAGCUCCUCCUGGAUGAUAACUUUGGGACUAGCAGCAGCAAGGCGACCCGUCCCUCCUCGUUGCUGGGCUUCAACCUCAGCGCCUCCUACCCGGGGGGCCAUGCCUGUAGUCACUCUCCAUUCCAGACUGGCCCGUGGACCCCUGUUAUAUCCACGACAUCCGGCUCUGGUGUCUCCACUCCCACCAACCAGCAAGCCCCCUUGUUCCCCUCCGCCCCCUUUCCCAAACCGGUCUCCUUCCAGAACGGCUUCCCCCCGGGGAUGUCCCCCUUCAUGGGCCUGACGGCCCCCCAGCCUUCCUUCAUGGGCUUCACCCCCAUCCAGACCGCCGCUCCACUCGUCUACCAGCAGCCCCCAGUCGACCCGGUGAUGGCCAGACUUUUUGACAAGAUCGCCAGCACUUCGGAGUACCUGAAAAACGGCCGAUUGGCCAGCAUGGAUGUAGACUCGGCCCCAGGCCCUGCCCUAUCACCAGCCCAUCCUGCCGCUGCCGAGGAACCCACUACGGUCAGCCGCUUCGAGUGGCUGGACCUCGACCCGCUCACCAGACGCAGAGACGAGGCAGAGGAGACGGCCGGGGCGAGAGUGACUGCAGCAGGGGACUCUGCUGGGGACCCCUGGGACGCAGUCCUUGAGACUGAAGGGAGUAGAGGCAGCAGCAGCCCCACCAACGAGGCCAAGCCCCCCCUCUCCACACAGGCUCAGCCCAGGAGGGCGUCAACGGGGGCCUCGGGGGGAGCUGCCAUGACCAGGGGCCACCCCCUCAGCCCACCCUCGACCUCAUCACGACAGCUUCCCAACAACCAGGAGAAGGCCCGAGCCAGAGGAACGGAGAAGCCCUCAGCACUACAGGAACCCGAGGCCCAGAACCUGGAGGCUGUGGCCUUCUGCACAGAAGUUGCCAUGCUGCGCUCCCGUUUCCCCCACGGCGACGUGUCCACCAACCCCGGCUACAUCCUCAGCCCAGUCAUCCCCCAGCGGGACGGGGGGGGGGACGGGGGCUGUUCCGUCAAGGUCUCCAUCGAGAUAUCGGACUCCCAGGAGCCGGUCACCUUCACCUGUGACGUGAGCUCUCCAGUGGAGCUGCUGGUCAGCCAGACCCUGUGCUGGGUGCACGACGACUUGGACCAGGUGGACUUCUCCUGUUACCUGCUCAAGGUCUGCGGCCAGGAGGAGGUCCUGCAGAAUAAACACAGCCUGGGGAGCCAUGAGUACGUCCAGAACUGCAGGAAGUGGGAGAGUGAGAUCAGGUUACAGUUACUCUCUCAGUCCACCAUGAGAAGAGACCUAGCCCGCACAGCUGAAGACGAGAGCUCCCCCAUAGACCUGGAGAAGCACCUGACUCUGGUGGAGAGGCCGUUCAAAGAGAAUGUCACCAGACAAGGCCUGUCUGACUACCUGGAAGGCUACCACAAGCAGGUCACCAUGUGCCUGCAGAACGAGAGCACCCAGUACAAGACGUUGGAGCGAGUGAUCCAGACGGUGAAGAACCUCUGCAGCGCCCUGGACGCUGUGGAGACCCAGCCCAUAACCGAGGCCGUCAAGAGGCUGCGCCACCAGGCCAACCUCCCCCAGGCGCGCUCCCCAGAGCUCGGAUCAAGAUCCUCUGGUCAAUCGUCCUGUUCAGGUAACGGCAGCCCUGUGCAGGAGGGCAUGGCGCAGCUGACUGAGGCGGUCUACGACCUGGCCAAACUCUACCUGCGCUCCUUCUGCCCCGUGGCGCCCUCCUUCAGCCCCAGCCCCGCCGACAGCCCGGCCGCCGAGGGGAGGGCCGCUCGGGAGGCCUCUGGCACCACGGACCACCUGCAGUUCACCGUGUUCGCCCUGCAUGGGAUCCCAGCCCCCUGGAUCAGCAGUUAUGAGAAGUACUACCUGACCUGCUCUCUCACCCACAAUGGGAGGAACCUGUUCAAACCGGUCCAGUCCAAGAAGGUGGGGACCUACAAGAGCUUCUUCUACCACAUCAGAUGGGACGAGCUGAUCAUCUUCCCCAUGGCGGUGGCGGUGCUGCCCCUGGAGUCUGUGCUCAGCCUGUCUGUGUUCGGGCUGCUCAACCAGAACGCAACCAGCUCCCCAGACUCCAACAGGCAGAGGAAAGGCCCUGAGCUGCUGGGCAAAGUGUCCAUGGCUCUGUUCGACUUCCACAGGGUGCUCGUCCAAGGGAGACAUCUCUUGUGUCUCUGGUCGUCCCCUCUGGGGCCGGCUGCAGCGGCCGUGGGGGGGCGGAGGAGGAACCCUGCUGAGAGGAUCGUACUGCAGGUGGACUUCCCCAGCCCCUCAGCAGAGGUCCUCUAUGUCGGGCCCCCUGCGGCCCCAAGCCCAGAGCACGACGCCCUGGAGGAACUGGACCCGGACCUCCGGCGCAAGCUGGAGAAGAUCUGCAGCCGGGCCUCCACCUUCGGGCUGAAGAGGGCCGACUACCAGCUGCUCUGGGACCAGAGGCUGUACUGCAGGCGGGACCACCCCAGCAGCCUCCCGAAGGUGCUGGCCGGGGCCCCCAGCUGGGACUGGGCCAGUCUGGCUCACAUCCAUUCCCUGCUGCACCUUUGGGCCCCACUGACCCCCGUCACAGCGCUGGAGCUGCUCGACGCUAAGUUUGCAGACACUGAGGUGAGACGUGUUGCUGUGGGGUGGAUAGAAGUGAGCACAGAUGAUGAGCUGGCUGACUACCUGCCUCAGUUAGUACAGGCGCUGAAGUUUGAAUGUCAUCUAAAGAAUGCGCUAGUCAUGGCAUUGCUGUCCAGAGCCCAAGGAAACAUCAAUAUCGCCCACUAUCUAUACUGGCUGCUGAGGGACGCACUGGAGGACCAGGCCUGGAGCCGGCGCUACGAGCAGGUGCUGGGGGCCCUGAUGUGUCUUUGUGGGGCAGGGCUGAGGGCCGAGCUCGACAGGCAGACCAGCCUGGUCAACCUGCUAGCAGGCGUGGCUGAGAGGGUCCGACAGGCGGGGGGCUCUGCGCGCCAGGUUGCACUCCAGGAGGGACUGGAGAACGUCCAGACCUUCUUCCAGAGGAACAGCUGUCGUUUGCCCCUCAGCCCCAGCCUUGUGGCCAAGGAGCUCAACAUCAAGGCCUGCUCCUUCUUCAACUCCAACGCUGUUCCGUUGAAGUUGGCUCUGGUCAACGCAGACCCUCUGGGAGAAGAGAUCAAUGUCAUGUAUAAGGUGGGAGAGGACCUGAGGCAGGACAUGCUGGCCCUCCAGAUGAUUCGCAUCAUGGACCGCAUCUGGCUGCAGGAGGGCCUGGACCUGCGCAUGGUCAACUUCAAAUGCAUCUCUACUGGCAAAGACAAAGGCAUGGUGGAGCUGGUGCCGUCCUCAGACACCCUUAGGAAAAUCCAGGUGGAGUAUGGAGUCACCGGCUCCUUCAAGGACAAGCCCCUGGCUGAGUGGCUCCGCAAGUACAACCCUGCAGAGGACGAGUAUGACAAGGCCUCAGAGAACUUCAUCUACUCGUGUGCUGGCUGCUGCGUGGCCACCUAUGUGCUCGGCAUCUGUGACCGCCACAACGACAACAUCAUGCUGCGCUCCUCCGGACACAUGUUCCACAUCGACUUCGGCAAAUUCCUGGGCCACGCCCAGAUGUUCGGGAGCUUCAAGAGAGACCGCGCCCCCUUCGUUCUGACCUCCGACAUGGCCUACGUAAUCAACGGGGGGGAGCGGCCCACCAGCCGCUUCCAGCUGUUUGUGGACCUCUGCUCUCAGGCCUACAACCUGAUCCGCAAGCACUCGGGCCUCUUCCUCAACCUGCUGUCGCUGAUGACCUCCUCGGGCCUCCCAGAGCUGAGUGGCUCUCAGGACCUAAAGUACGUGUUUGAUGCUCUGCAGCCCCACACCACCGACGCUGAGGCCACCAUCUUCUUCACCAGGCUGAUUGAGUCCAGUCUUGGCAGCAUGGCCACCAAGUUUAACUUCUUCAUCCAUAAUCUGGCCCAGCUGCGUUUCUCUGGUCUGCCUGCUAGUGACGAGCCCAUCCUGAGCUUCUCCCCGCGGACCUACAGCCUGAAGCAGGACGGGCGGGUGCUGCAGGCCUCCAUCUUCUCCUUCCAGAAGAGAUACAGCCCUGACAAACACUACACCUAUGUGGUGAGGCUCCUGAGGGAGGGGCAGAACGAGCCCCAGUUUGUUUUCCGCACCUUCGACGAGUUCCAGGAGCUGCACAGCAAGCUCAGCAUCCUGUUCCCCCUCUGGAAGCUGCCCAGCUUCCCUAACAAAAUGGUUCUGGGCCGCACACACAUCAAGGAGGUGGCGUCCAAGAGGAAACUGGAGCUCAACAACUACGUCCACAACCUGCUGAGGAGCUCCACAGAGGUCACCCAGUGUGACCUCAUCUACACCUUCUACCACCCGGUCGCCCGUGACGACAAGACAGAAGGUGUUGAGGCCACGCCCAAAGCUCCAGAACCCCCGCUCAGCCCCACAGGUGGCCGGGUGGAAGGAGAGGUGAAGGUCUCUGUGUCGUACAGGAACAGCAACCUCUUCAUCAUGGUCAUGCACAUCAGAGACCUGGUUUCUGAGGACGGGACAGAUCCAAACCCCUAUGUGAAGACCUACCUGCUCCCUGACCCUCACAAGACAUCCAAACGCAAGACCAAGAUAACUAGGAAGACGAGGAAUCCAACCUUUAAUGAGAUGCUGGUCUACAGCGGCUACAGUAAGGAGACCCUGGGCCUUCGGGAGCUUCAGCUCAGUGUGCUGAGCGCCGAGUCGCUGCGGGAGAACUUCUUCCUGGGUGGCAUCACGCUCCGACUCAAAGAAUUUGACCUUAGCAAAGAGACGGUCAAGUGGCACAAGCUCACCGCUGUCCCCUACUUCUAGACCCCUCCUUCUAGACCCCUCUCCCGACCCCUCCUUCUAGACCCCUCCUUCUAGACCCCUCUCCCGACCCCUCCUUCUAGACCCCUCCUUCUAGACCCCUCUCCCGACCCCUCCUUCUAGACCCCUCUCCCGUGCCAUACUUCUAGAUCCCCUCACAGGUCACUUCCUGGGGACGGCGUGCACGCAUCUGUCUUCAAAAAUCAAAGCUCCUACAGACGGCCCUCAGAGAGGGACAGCUCCUACAGACGGGCCUCAGAGGGACAGCUCCUACAGACGGGCCUCAGAGGGACAGCUCCUACAGACGGGCCUCAGAGGGACAGCUCCUACAGACGGCCCUCAGAGAGGGACAGCUCCUACAGACGGGCCUCAGAGGGACAGCUCCUACAGACGGGCCUCAGAGGGACAGCUCCUACAGACGGCCCUCAGAGGGACAGCUCCUACAGACGGCCCUCAGAGGGACAGCUCCUACAGACGGCCCUCAGAGGGACAGCUCCUACAGACGGGCCUCAGAGGGACAGCUCCUACAGACGGCCCUCAGAGGGACAGCUCCUACAGACGGCCCUCAGAGAGGGACAGCUCCUACAGACGGCCCUCAGAGGGACAGCUCCUACAGAUGGGCCUCAGAGGGACAGCUCCUACAGACGGCCCUCAGAGGGACAGCUCCUACAGACGGGCCUCAGAGGGACAGCUCCUACAGACGGCCCUCAGAGGGACAGCUCCUACAGACGGCCCUCAGAGGGACAGCUCCUACAGACGGGCCU